AUGGCGGGAAUAACUGCCAUAAACGUUUAUACUUCUAACAACUUAUGCUAUGCCGAUGACGUCCUAUUUGUGGAAGAGUGGAUCAAAGGGAAUGUGGUUGCCUUAAGCCGGCUGCUGCGUUGUCUCAGCCUGGUUACGGGUCUUAAUAUCAACGCUAAAAAAUGUAACCUUUACGGCGUUGGGGUUAAUGACUCCGAGGUGGAGAGAUUGGCGGGGCUUCUCAACUGUCAAAAAGGAAAUCUGCCUUUGGAUUACCUUGGUGUUCCGAUUCGCACUAAUAUGAAACGGAUUAGUAAAUGGCAGCCGGUUAUCGACAGGUUUGAAAAGAAAUUGGCGUCGUGGAAGGCAAAUUCGUUAUCUUUUGCCGGGAGAGUGACCUUAGCUAAAUCUGUUUUGGGCAGCCUCCCGUCAUAUUUUCUCUGGAUUUUCAAGGCUCCAUCAUCGGUGCUUAAGAAACUUGAAAGAAUUCGGAGAGACUUUGUUUGGGGUAAAAAUGGGGAAAAAAUAAAAUGA
Helianthus annuus (common sunflower) is the source of this 513-nucleotide messenger RNA. RefSeq lists its product as uncharacterized. The transcript has 2 exons. The record is from RefSeq and is a predicted model, not a curated record. Lineage: Eukaryota; Viridiplantae; Streptophyta; Magnoliopsida; Asterales; Asteraceae. Bases 1 to 513 code for a protein of 170 amino acids.